AUUUCAGUUGCAAAAUGGGUUUAAUGGAAGCUUUAAUUUUUCUAUGCAAAGGACAGUUCUGGAGAAUGGCUGUUUUUUGGACUGUAUCUCUCAUCUUAUCUUACUUGCAGUUGUUUUCCCAAACACAUUUAUCGCGUAAAUCCAAAUUAUUUGAUCGUUGUUCAUCUAUAUCAUCAUCUGCUAUCAGAAAACCAAUCUGCAUAAUUACAGGUGCCACAUCUGGUUUGGGUGCUGCUGUUUCCUAUGCCCUUGCUAAAGAAGGCUAUUGCGUUAUUCUUGCUGGAAGGUCAUUGCACUCAUUGUCAAAGGUUGCGUCUGAAAUCAAAGAACAGAUAGAUGAUGCUUGUGUAAAAGCUUUUCAGGUUGAUUUGUCAUCAUACAAGUCAAUCUUGAGCUUCAAACACUCCCUUCAACAGUGGCUGUUGGACUCAGAUUUGCAUUGCUCUGUCCAGCUCUUAAUAAAUAAUGCUGGAAUCCUUGCGACAUCAUACAGAGUCACUACAGAACAAUGUGAUCAGAUGGUGUCAACUAAUUAUAUUGGUCCAUUUUGUCUUACAAAACUUCUUUUGCCACUUCUAGAACAGAGCCCUAUCCCUUCUCGUGUUGUUAAUGUUACAUCAUUCACGCAUCGAAAUGUGUCUAGCAUGGAGGUCACCAGAGAAACAAUAUCUGGGCAGUGGUUUUCAAAAUUAAGUUCCUAUCCAUAUGCUCAUGUAUAUGAGUACUCCAAAUUAUGCCUUCUGCUCUUCACAUAUGAGCUUCAUCGGCAAGUUGGUCUGGCGGAGAAAUCACAUAGUGUCUCUGUCAUUGCUGCAGAUCCUGGAGUUGUGAAAACCAAUAUUAUGCGAGAAAUUCCGUCAUGCCUCUCAUGGUUGGCUUUCUUCGUUUUGAAACUUUUGGGCCUUUUGCAGUCUCCCGAAGUAGGAAUUACCUCUGUUCUAGAUGCAGUACAUGCGCCACCAGAAACCUCGGGAGUAUACUUCUUUGGAGGAAAUGGUAGAACUCUAAGAUCUUCUCAGCUUUCUUAUAACUCCAAACUCGCAAAGGAUCUCUGGGAUGCUUCGUCUCAAAUUUUCCUUGAGCGUCAGCUUGCUUCCCGGGAUACAACUUGAACAGAGACAUUAAACCUGGUAAUGCUCCUCCAAGUAUAUAUGAAGCAUGAACUUGAGUUUUGAUAUGAGAAAUUAUAAAUUUCUUU
Messenger RNA from Solanum verrucosum, 1198 nucleotides. RefSeq lists its product as uncharacterized. The transcript is spliced from 9 exons. The coding region runs from base 15 to 1112 and encodes 365 amino acids. Lineage: Eukaryota; Viridiplantae; Streptophyta; Magnoliopsida; Solanales; Solanaceae. The record is from RefSeq and is a predicted model, not a curated record.